CCGACUGACCAAGAAUCGAAGCCGUUGCUAGAAGCUCGAACAAAGGAGAAACAGUGGACAGUGGCACUCUCAACAUACCCGACUGGCCAAGAAUCGAAGCCGUUGCUGAGUCUUACCUCGAAGAAAGGAGAAACAGUGGACAGUGGCACUCUUCGAACCGACUGGCCAGGAAUCGAAGCCGUUGCCGACUGGCCAAGAAUCGAAGCCGUUGCUGAACUACGUACCGUGACACGGUUACCAAGAAUCGAAGCCGUUGCUGAGUUUAGACUACUUGGCCAAGAAUCGAAGCCGUUGCUGAGUUUAGACUACGUACUAGAGAAACAGUGGACAGUGGCACUCUCCGACAUACCCGACUAG
Rodentolepis nana is the source of this 357-nucleotide messenger RNA. The record is from the annotation of a GenBank genome assembly. Lineage: Eukaryota; Metazoa; Platyhelminthes; Cestoda; Cyclophyllidea; Hymenolepididae.